Mytilinidion resinicola is the source of this 16394-nucleotide messenger RNA. RefSeq lists its product as uncharacterized. Gene Ontology annotation, molecular function: phosphopantetheine binding; catalytic activity. Lineage: Eukaryota; Fungi; Ascomycota; Dothideomycetes; Mytilinidiales; Mytilinidiaceae. The record is from RefSeq and is a predicted model, not a curated record. Bases 7 to 16251 code for a protein of 5414 amino acids. Gene Ontology annotation, cellular component: cytoplasm. The transcript is spliced from 5 exons. Gene Ontology annotation, biological process: amino acid activation for nonribosomal peptide biosynthetic process; secondary metabolite biosynthetic process.
GUCGAAAUGAACCAAGAGAGCUCAAACUUGUCAGUCAUAAACCCGAAUCCCUCUCAUCUGGAUGGACCCAAGCUUCUACACCAGCUUCUCGAUAGCAGUCGCGGGCUGCAGCAUUUCGCUAUUGACUUUCUUGAGGAUGGCGCCAGCAAAAGACAAAUCUCUUAUCAGUCAUUUCAUGCCUUAAGUGACGCGCUGGCAAGUAGGCUUCGUUGCUCUCUUUCUCGUCUCAAUCAGGAACGCCCUGUAAUACCAGUACUCCUGCCACAGUCACCGGAGCUUUACAUCACGUUGCUAGCCAUACUGAAGGCAGGAGCAGCAUUCUGUCCGUUGGGUUUGGAUGCCCCCGAAGAGCGCCUAAGCUUCAUUCUCGAAGACGUAUCAGCGCGUAUUGUGAUUACCACGCCUGACUUGGAGAGUCAUCUGCCUCGUGGCCCCCGGUUAGAAAUCCUGAUCGUUGACCACGAAAUAUAUCAAAGCCAUAGGGACGAAACGCUCUCCAACGACGCAAUCCAUCCGAAUGAUUUGGCCUACCUGAUGUACACGUCAGGCUCGACAGGGACACCAAAAGCUGUGGCAGUAUCUCAUCUUGCAGUAACCCAGAGUCUUCUGGCUCAUGACAGAUACAUUCCGCGCUUUUCUCGCUUCCUGCAGUUCGCGGCUCCGACCUUCGACGUAUCUGUCUUCGAGAUAUUCUUUCCUCUUUUCAGGAAAAGCACUAUCGUUGGCUGUACUCGAGCCCAAAUGCUCAAUGACUUACCUAGCGUCAUCAACGAUAUGAAUGUGGAUGCAGCUGAGCUUACACCUACCGUCGUUUCCAGCCUGCUCCGAGGCCGAGAGAGUGUGCCGGGCCUGAAACUUCUCCUCACUAUAGGAGAAAUGCUGACCCGUCCCAUUGUGAACGAGUAUGGUGGUGCCAAUGCUCGAAAGAGUAUUCUCUGGGGAAUGUACGGUCCGACCGAAGCUGCAAUUCACUGCACGCUUCAAACGUCUUUCUUGUCCACCUCUAGCGUCGGAAAUAUCGGAGUGCCUUUGGAUACGGUGUCUGUUCUCAUAGCAGCCCCGCUCGAUGAGGCUUCAAUCAUGUCCUCCGACGUCCAUAUACUUCCACUCGGCAGAGUAGGGGAAUUGAUUGUUGGUGGGCCCCAGCUAGCCAUGGGAUAUCUCAACCGGCCCGACAUCACAGCAGCAGCCUUUCUAGACCACCCACAAUAUGGCCGCUUAUACCGCACCGGAGACAAGGCAAAGAUCAUGCCGGAUGGUUCCAUCGAAUGCUUGGGACGACUUAUUUCUGGGCAAGUAAAGUUGCGAGGGCAGCGACUGGAGCUUGGUGAAAUAGAACAAGUCAUCGCUAGAUUGGAGGGCUGCCGAAACGUCUCCGCUCAAAUCAUCAAGGAGUCUCUCGUAGCUUUCUGCUCGGCAGAUCCUUCAAAACUCUCGUCUGAAGACGUGCUCCAAGUCUGUAGUCGUUGGUUGCCGUUGUUCAUGGUCCCUAGAGAUGUCAUCUUACUUUCCACUUUCCCACAACUUCCUUCCGGAAAGGUUGAUAAACGGAAGCUCGAGGCGGACUAUUCUCUCAAAAAUCCCGAGCGCGCAUCAAGAGAUGAUGGCAGUGUAAUAGUGGAUUGUUGCAAAGACACAGUAUUAAGUAUCGUUCAGGACGUACUUCACCAGAAAAUAGAUUUUUCGACUUCUUUCGCUACCAUUGGCCUGGACUCCUUACGAUCAAUUCGAAUAGCAUCCCAAUUGCGAAGAGCUGGAUACCGUGUUGAUGCUACAGACGUGCUAUCCGCACCAGAUGUCAAGGCUCUAAAAACACGCGCUACGGAACAACCGUGGAUUGAGCCACCAACGUUGCCUAGUCAGUGCAGUGAUAUAUUCAAAGAUAUAAAAGAUCUAGCUUUGGACAAGCCAGAGCUGAAGCAACAUCGAGCGCUGAUUGCUGAUAUCAUUCCGUGUACGCCGCUACAAGAGGCCAUGCUUGCGGAGACUGUUCUUCACUCGGACGCUUAUUGCAACUGGAUCGAAGUUGAGAUGUUAACAACCCAUACAUUUUCGGAAGUCAAAAGGUUUUUGGUAAUUCUUGCGGCGAAAAACGAAAUUCUCAGGUCUGGGUUCUGCGGCAUCCCUCACUUUGAAACUCCGUACGCACAAGUUAUCUGGAAGAGCUUGAACGAUGCCCAGAUCGAAGAAUCUGAGCACUUUACUCGAGGCUAUGCUCUUGAUAGUUCGAGUUCACUUCUGCGACCACUGAAGGUGCAAGUGAAUGUAAAGGGGGAGAAGCCGCGACUUCUAUUUCAGAUACCACAUUAUUUGUACGAUGGCUGGUCAUUCGAAUUGAUUUUGAAAGAUUUAAGCGACCUCUCUUUGUGCAGAAGGAGCCAUAGUCGACCCCAAUUCCGUGAAGUGGUUCAACGCUAUUCGUCACUUCGCGACUCACAACCAAGUAACGAUUCUGGAAGAUAUUGGAAGGAUCAGCUAGCCGAUUACCAGCCCACGCCUUUCCCGAACCUCAACAGCAAGAUCAUCGUGGCUGCUUCACUGCAAUCUUUCUCUCACAGGUCAAGCGUGAACCAAGAUUUGCUCAAAGUCGGAGCAAAUGAGCUGCAGAUAAAUCCCCAAGUGUUCUUCCAAGCUGGUUUAGCAUUCAUCCUCGGCUCUUAUCUAGCCUCCACUGAUGUCGUCUUUGGCACAGUAACAUCUGGUCGGACUCUUGCUAUUACUGGCAUUGAGGAGAUUCUUGGGCCUUGUAUUGCGACUCUUCCGCUCCGGAUUUCGGUAUCAAAAUGCGUGACAGCGAAAAACAUCUUGGAGAGCAUUCAUCAGUCGAAUAGAGCUGCAAUCAACCAUUGCACCACGCCACUCAGGGACAUCAAGAGAUCAUGUGAAAUAGACCCAGGGGUUUCACUUUUCGACGUUCUCUUCGUAUGGCAGGAAUCAUUAGAAAGUCAUAAUCUGAAGAAUCUAGCAGUGAAAAUCAUCGACAGUGUUGACAGACUUGAGUUCAAGCUCACACUAGAGAUAACUCCGACUACAAACGGCAUUCUUUACCGUGCAAAUUACGAUCCCUGUUUCAUACCUGAAUCCCAAAUCCGGAUUCUGCUAUCACAACUUGACGAUCUGGUCAACCAUCUUAUUCGGCAUCGAGACACAAACCCUCUACGAUUCAGUAGCACCCUUGGCAGUUCAAAUCUCUCUAUCGCAAACCCACGACCUAUCAGACAGCGCAUUGACCAUGGACCAGCUUACUCUGUGGAAACAUGGGCUAAGCAUGCACCAAAUAGGCCUGCGGUGUCAUUUGGCUUAAGGAAUCCAGGUCCAUCGAUGAUACUACAAACUAUUUCGUACAUGAACCUAAAUUCACGGGCCAAUAAGCUUGCGAGACUACUCCAGGCCAGCGGAUUUGGGAACGAAGAAUUGAUCUGCAUAUACAUGGAGAAGUCCAUUGACCUGUAUGUCUCUAUUCUUGCUGUGUCAAAGCUCGGCAUCGGAUAUGUUCCUAUCACCCCGGACACACCCGUAGAACGGACUCUGUGGAUACUCCGUGAAGCGGGAGUCAAAGCAUGUAUCAGUCAUUCCUCGUGCUCCGGACGUAUCGAAUCAGAAGAUCAGCAUACUGUUCUAAACGUGGAUGCUCUUAGCUUUUCCGCUCACUCCGACCAGAACAUCGCCAUACCAUACAAGGGUGGCAAUCUCGCAUAUGCGAUCUUCACCUCCGGUAGCACCGGGACACCCAAAGGUGUUCUCAUUACCCAAGACAACCUUGCUAGUAACCUCAAAGUACUGUCCAAAAUCUAUCCGGUACACGAUAGCUCGAGACUUCUACAAUCAUGCUCGCAAGCCUUUGACGUGUCCGUUUUCGAAAUAUUUUUCACGUGGUACACCGGCAUGUGUUUGUGUUCCGCCACGAAGGAUGAUCUAUUCCACGACUUUGAAGGCUCCAUCAGACAGUUCAAGGUUACGCAUCUGAGCCUUACCCCCACUGUUGCUGCGCUUGUUGAUCCAGAAAACGUCCCUGAGGUGCAGUUCCUUGUGACUGCCGGAGAAGCGCUCACUGAGCAAGUGAGGAGGAAAUGGGCUGGUAAAGGUCUUUAUCAAGGGUACGGGCCAUCCGAGACUACCAACAUUUGUACGGUCAAUGCCAAUGUCGACUCGUAUGACGUGAUAUCCAACAUCGGUCCUCCUUUCUGCAAUACUUCAGCCUUCGUCUUGGACGCUACCGGGAAUGCGCUAGUCCUGCGAGGGGGUGUAGGCGAAUUAUGUUUUGGCGGUGACCAAGUUUUUCGUGGUUAUCUCAACCUGCCAGAUGUAACGGCCGCUAAAAUAUUCGAGCAUCCUGAGUAUGGUCGACUGUACCGUAGUGGAGACCUUGGUCGACUUUUACCUAGCGAUGAGAUACUAUUCGUUGGACGAUCUGAUGACCAGGUCAAAAUCAGGGGACAACGAGUUGAGCUUGGAGAGAUAAGCUCUAGUAUCCUAGAUUCGGAGUCUGUACACGACACAGUGAGUGUCUUGUACGAGAAUGAAGAUCGAGUACAGGCCCUUGUCGCGUUCUGGAUACCCAGAGGACUGGCAUCUCAUGAUUUUUCCGUGCUUCCAGAUCCUAUCGAUGAGCAUUUGGCCGCUGUCAUCUCUGCUACCUUCGAACGAUUGGACUCUAAAUUGCCGUCAUACAUGAUUCCAGCACACCUGAUACCAGUAACGAGAAUUCCAAUGACCCACCAAUCGAAAGUAGACAAACGCAAACUUCUUGCGGCGUUUCAAAAUCUGGCCUCAGAGUACCUGGAUCAAGUCGGGCAACACUCUUCCAAAGCAUCCGACGGCGGAGAGUGGUCUGCUUUCGAACGUCAACUAGUGGAUUUGCUUAGUUCCGUGGUGAAGAUAGACUCCUCUCGAAUAAGACGGAAUACGUCGUUCUUCAGUCUCGGAUUGGACUCUAUCUCCGCAAUAUCACUCUCUCGCCAGAUCGGAGAGGCUGGACUCGCACACGUAUCGGUUUCUCGCAUCCUUCAAAAUCCGAGCAUAUCACGUCUGGCUAGUAGCAUCACUGCGGACAAAACCGAAGGCAAGACCUUUCAACGGAUCGCAAUUCGAAAUCUGCAUACCAUAUUCGACGACGAGUUCAAGUCUAGUAUUUGCACUCAGUUCCAAGAGCACGGAGAGCAAGUUGAGAGGAUCCUGCCUUGUACGCCUUUGCAGCAAGCAAUGCUAUCAGCCCGCGACUCGUCAGAUUCAUCUGCAUAUUUCAACAAAAUGGUGUUUGAAAUCACUGGCGAAGAGUCCCUUUUGCGCAACUGCUGGCAGACCAUGACUCAAAGACAUUCAAUUCUACGAACGUGCUUUGUAGCGACCGAAGAAUCAGAAUAUGCAUAUGCCCAAAUCGUACUCUCUCCCAAGGACAUUGCCUGGGAUGACGUCGAUAUUCAGUCCGAGAACUUGCAGCAACGUAUAGAGCAAUACAUUGCGGACAUUUCUCCUUCUCUAGUAUCGCCAUACAAGCCUCCUAUACGCUUGGCUUUCUUCAAAUCUGGGUCGGCCAGUCAUUUACUAUUCUACUGUCACCAUGCCAUGUAUGACGGGGCAGCAAUAUCAUACCUCUUGAGCGAGAUCGAACAGCUUUAUCAAGGCUCAGAAUUACCAGCACCAGUAUCAUACGAACCUUACCUAGAGGAAUUGGUGUCGCUUGAUGCCGAGAAUGCAGAACUCUUCUGGUCUGAAAAAUUGCGGGACUACGAACCCUCAGCGUUCCCUAACCUCACUGCAAAACCAACUUCAUCGAUGGAGAUCUCUAGUCAUGGAGGAAGCGUCUCGAGAAAUCUGACGAUCAAACUUGACGCCGUACUUGGAGAAUGUCAACGGAGGUCGCUCUCUCUUCUUGCAAUGAUGCAAUCAGUGUGGACGAAGCUUCUUCACUAUUACCUUGGAGAGACCGACAUUUGUUUUGGCAAUGUUGUCAGUGGGCGCACGCUUCCAGUACCUGGAUUAGAGCGACUCGUGGCGCCAUGUUUCAAUACGAUACCUGUCCGGGUAGACCUUACGUCUAUAAGCUCAAAUGAAGAGCUAGCGCAGACUCUCCAGGACUUCAAUGUAGGCUCUCUACCAGUCCAAUUGGCCGCCCUUCGAAGAAUCCAGUCGAAGGCUUGCCCGGAGGGCGGCAGGCUCUUUGAUAGUCUUUUCAUUUUACAGCAUGCACGACAGGAACUCGACCAUAACUUGUGGGCUCUGAAAGAGGAUGUUAGUAGGAUGGACAUACCCUUAGUCUGUGAAAUCACGCCUAGUCCGGACAUAGACGCCAUCGAGUUGACACUGCACUAUCAUCAAAACAUCGCUGGAAAGGCCGAAGCUGAGUCGAUUGCUGAAGUAUUCGAUCACGUUUUGCGCUCAUGCUUGUUUGAUCCCUUGCUUUCAGCUAUUCAAACCAGUGGGAUUCCUCCACGAUUGCUUUCCAUAUGUAAUGAGGACUACAUAACCCUACAGCCUCCCGAUGGUCCCUUGCUCAUUUCCGCCUUCCAACGGAACGCUGUGCUCCACCCCCACAAACCCGCACUAUAUUUCCUGCAUGGAAGUGGCGAGAAAACAGUAUGGUCGUUCAGGAGGCUUGAUGAAGUCUCUAACAGGAUUUCGCAUGCUCUAUUGGCUCGAGGAGUCCAAGUUGAAGACGUCAUUCCCAUACAUCUGCCUAAAAGUCCAGAAUUCUACGCUGGCGUUCUCGGCAUUCUGAAGGCAGGAGCGGCGUUUGCACCCUUCGAUCCGAAGCUCCCCGAUGAGCGCAAAAGAUUCAUGUUUGCGGAGCUAGGUUCAUCAGUCGUAUUGGACACAGCUGAUAUGGCCUCUAGCUGGUGUAAAGGAGCACAGGUUGUAGAUGCGACAGAAGCAUAUCGCUUCAGUAACCGCACUCCUCAAGUAUUGGGCGUGAAGCCGUCUAGUCUAGCUUACUGUCUAUACACAUCUGGGUCUACUGGGCGACCCAAGGCAGUAGCCGUCGAACAUCGCAACCCUAUUCAAACCAUUGAGAGCUCCAGGCGACUCAUACCUUGGAACUCGCAGUCAAAGCUUCUACAGUACGCAGCCACGACCUUCGACAUGUGCUACUACGAUUGUUUCCUGGCAUGGUCCUUCGGGUUCUGUCUAUGCGCCGCAGACCAAUCUGCUAUGCUGAACGAUCUUCCGAAGGUUAUCAACACGAUGGGCAUCUCGCUACUGGACCUUACUCCAACCAUGGCUGCGACUAUCUCAAAACCCGAUGUACCUUCCGUCGAGUUCUUAUUUUGUAUUGGUGAGGCAAUGCUACCUAAUAUCAUCAAUCAGUGGAAUAGCCAAUGCGUCAAUUCAUACGGUCCAACGGAAGCAGCGUUCUGCUGCACCAUCUUUCCCACCAGGCCGGACAUCAAGCCAAGUGUCAUCGGAAAACCAUUUACAACAACGUCCUUCACGGUUGUCUCGAAGGAUGGCCAAACCAUAGUGCCCGUAUUGGGCGUUGGAGAGCUUCACAUAGGCGGUUCUCAAGUAGCUCGAGAAUAUUAUGCAAACGAAGAACUCACAAAUUCAAGAUUCAUUGAUCUCAGUGGACGGCGUCUUUAUAAGACGGGCGAUAUGGUUCGAAUGCUAGCGGACGGCAAUUUCGAAUUCCUCGGACGCUCCGAUGAUCAAGUCAAGAUAAGAGGGCUUCGCGUCGAGCUUAGUGAGAUUAGUCAAGUUAUCAAAAACUCACACAAGGAUAUCAAGGCUGUCAAUACGCAAAUACUGCGCAAGUCGAAGGAUGCAAAAGAUCAACUAGUUGUGUUCAUGGUCACGAGGAGACGAAAGGACGAUUCGGAUAGCGUCAUCAAACAGGCUGCACGUUCAGCAGCGACUGAAAAAUUGCCCGCUUACAUGGUCCCAAACUUUUUGAUACCAAUUCCCGAUAUUCCACUGUCUUCAGCGGGAAAGAUUGACAAGAGUAUGCUUACAGAUAUCUUCCGAGGUCACGCGGAUGCCGGCUUAGUGCCAAUAGGCGACGAAAUGGACAAUGAAGCUGACUGGACUGCAUUGCAGAAGGAGAUCAGAAGCAUAUUCUCCAUCCUAUCCCGCACUCCUAAAGACACUAUCAGACUUCGCACAACAAUUUAUCACCUCGGACUGGACAGCAUCAGUGCCGUACAGGUUGCGGCGAGACUACGAAGGAAAAACUUCCGAGUAUCCGCCAGUGACGUCCUCGAGAAUCCAAACUGUGUUGACCUGGCAAGCAAGGUUGAAACCUUAACUAAAUCUCCAAGGGUAGAACAGAGCGCCGAUGGAUUUGACGCUCUGGAGCAGUCCCUCCGACCACUUGUCUGCAAUUCAUACGGUCCGCGAUCGGAAACCAUUGAGUCCAUUCGUCCUUGCACCCCUCUCCAACAAGGCAUGAUUGCCAAAUUCAUUCAGUCAGGCGGCGCUAUGUACUUCAAUUAUCUGCAACUCCAACUUGACAAGGGAGUGGAUGUCUCUCGGCUUCGUUCCGCCUGGUCCGCAACAAUGCAAAAGCAUAUCAUGCUACGCACAGGCUUUGCCCACGUUGAUGACCAAAUUCACCCUUUUGUCAUGGUCCACUACUUCGGAGCUGGAAUGAGUAUCCCUUGGGAUGCAAAUGAGCACUAUUCGGACGAUGUGCACGAGAUCGACCAAUGGCUACAUCAUGUCUCCAUUCAAGUACUGAAAAAUCUCCACAAGCUUCCGUGGCGGUUAAGAAUCGCAUCUAGCAGCGAUCGAGUCACUAUGGACCUAGCAAUAUUCCAUGCCCUGUACGAUGCACACAGUCUUAACCUCAUUCUUGGAGAUGUUUCUGCUGCUUAUCGUGGUCUUCCUACCUCUCCGACAAGCUCUCUAGAUGCAGUACUUGGAUCUAUCCUACGCAAUAGGGAUGACGAAGCCUUCCUAUUUUGGAGGGAGAGAACUAAAGAAGUAAAUCCAUCACAUUUCCCGAACCUUUCUCCCCUUACAAUUAAAAAUGCGCCGCCCCAAAUCCUGUCGAAGACCAGCUCUCGGAGCAUGAGUGACCUUGAAUAUGGUUGUCGCGCCAGAGGCAUUACUAUGCAAGCUGCUGGACAAGCUGCCUGGGCUUUGGUCUUGGCCGCAUACACAGGCGACCCCAAUGUUACAUUUGGCACUGUUCUUUCGGGCCGUACGAUCGAAGAUUCGGAGACCGUUGCUUUUCCGACUAUCACAACCGUGCCCGUGACGUAUCUCACCGAUAAAGAGAACGAUACACUUCUGAAGGAGAUAAUGGAAUUCAGUUCUUCGGUCCAGAAGCACCAAUUCACUCCUCUAAUCGAGAUACAGCGCAUUGCUGGCUUUCCUGACCAGCCACUAUUCGAUACCAUCUUCGCCUUUCAGAAGGUUUCCAAUCAAGACGCUACGUCUCGGCCAUGGAAGGUCACUCGGGAAAAGGCCUCGGAUAAUUACUCGAUAUCUAUCGAAAUGGAGCCUGCCGCCACUACACUCGAACUUCGCAUCACGUUCUCUUCUUACACGAUCCCAGUAGAGCAAGCCUCUCUGAUUCUUGACCAGCUAGACGCGUUCCUCGGCAACCUAGUGCUACCUCCAAGCAAGGUGUCCCAGCGAACCGAACCGCAUGAUACCCUGCUGUACUCUAUCACACCUGCGAAGGAGCCUUGUAUUUCCUCGGAGAUCAAACUUCUUCACGAAUUUGUUGAGACCAAUGCUAAGAAGCAGCCGCGGAAGAUAGCCUUUGAAUUCGUUCGGGCCUUCCAAUCAGGAGAAGCUGUUGGCCAGUGUUGGACUUACGCGGAACUCGAUAUGGAAGGAGACAAGAUUGCCAGCUUACUCCAGAUGUAUGGUGUAAAGCCAGGCGGUAUGGUCGCUACAUGCUUCGAUAAGUGUCCCGAAGCAUCCUUCGCGUUGCUCGGUGUACUCAAAGCAGGAUGCGCAUUCGUGGCACUCGAUCCAAGCGCACCUACAGCACGAAAAGAGUUUAUUCUCAAGGACUCCGGGGCAGACUUACUGCUUACUAUGAGUGCCCAAUCAAUGGAUCUCGGGAGCCGAGUCGAUGUCCCCGUUGUGAAUCUCGACGAUCAAAUCACUAGACCUACAGUGACAACCAAAAUCAAACUGGAACGCCCAAUCACUGGCCAGGAUACUAGCUACUGCCUGUACACAUCGGGUACUACCGGUACACCAAAAGGCUGCGAGAUAACGCAUGAGAACGCAGUUCAGGCUAUGCUCGCAUUCCAGCGCCUUUUCGCAGGCCAUUGGGACUCAAAGUCUCGUUGGCUCCAAUUCGCAUCAUUCCACUUCGAUGUCUCGGUAUUGGAGCAAUACUGGAGUUGGUCUGUUGGAAUCCGUGUCGUUUCUGCGCCUCGUGAUCUCAUCUUCGAAGACAUUGCGGCUGCCAUCAGAGGUCUCAAUAUUACGCACAUCGACCUCACUCCAAGUCUCGCUAGUAUCAUCCAUCCUGACGAUGUUCCAAGCCUCUGCAAAGGCGUAUUCAUCACGGGCGGAGAGCAGCUUAAGCAAGAGAUCCUUGACGUAUGGGGUCCAAAAGGUGUCAUAUACAAUGGAUAUGGACCGACAGAAGCCACUAUCGGUGUUACCAUGUUCCCCAGGGUCCCCGAAAACGGAAAGACUUCCAAUAUUGGCCCUCAAUUCGAUAAUGUUGGGUCCUAUGUCCUCAAGUCAAAUACUGAUAUUCCCGUUCUUCGUGGAGCCAUUGGAGAAUUGUGUGUGUCGGGAAAAUUGGUGGGAAAAGGAUACCUGAAUCGAGUCGAUCUGACCAAGGAGCGCUUCCCGUGGCUCGACAGAUUUGGCGAGCGUGUUUAUCGGACUGGGGAUUUAGUCCGCAUCUUGCACGACAACUCUUUCUCUUUCUGCGGCCGAGCGGAUGACCAAGUGAAAUUACGCGGGCAAAGACUGGAAAUUGGAGAGAUCAAUUCCGUCAUUAAGCAGGCUUCAGAAACGAUACUCGAUGUAGCCACCCUUGUCUUGAAGCAUCCAAAACAACAGAAAGAGCAACUUGUCACCUUUGUAUCCACAAAGUUGUUGUCUAAGUCCCGAAAGGAAUCUGCCAUUUCGAUUGACAGCUGUGCAGAGUUGAAACCUGCCAAAGAGGCUUGCUUAGACAAGCUGCCUGGAUACAUGGUUCCCACUCACUUCGUUCCAAUUACCUCGAUGCCGUUAUCCGCGACCAACAAAGCGGACGCAAAGCAGCUUCGUGAGCUCUACAAUUCCCUUGCUACGGAUGAUCUUCAGCUUCUCUCGAGCUUGUCAUGGGAUCAAGACGAAAAGUGGUCAACCACCGAGCGUCGCAUUAGAGAUGUUGUGAGGGACUUUGCCAAUACUGAUCCAAACGCAAUCCGUAAAUCAUCAAGCAUCUUUGAGCUUGGCCUCGACUCGAUCUCAGUAAUCGGAUUUGCUAAGAAGUUGAAGGAAGCUGGUUUUACCAACGCACAAGCAUCUUUGGUGAUGAAAAAUGCAUCCAUAAGUCGGCUUGCAAAGGCCCUGACAAGCAGAGAUGAUGAUAGCUCUCGUGAACUCGCCGCAACCAUCGAGGCUCGUCAAACAAUGGCAGCGAUUCAACACCGACAACGGAGCACCGUUGUGGACGCUCUCAAGAUCAGCUCAAGUAAUGUCGAAUCUAUUUCCCCGUGCACGCCGCUACAAGAAGGCAUGAUUGCGAGGUCGCUCGAAAGCGAGCAGCCGUUGUACUUCGCGUCCUUCCAGCUUCACCUCUCGAAUAUGGUUGACGAGUUAAAACUGCGCUCCGCUUGGGAAAAGGGUUUCGCAUCGACACAAAUCCUACGAACGUGCUUUGCGAAUACUGGGGACGGCUUUUUGCAGGUGGCUCUUCGCAAAAUUACUCUUCCGUGGGAAGAAAUCUCGAUCUCUAGCUCCACUGAAAUUGACCAGCAUCUUGCUCUUCGGAAAGAAAGGUGGUGGAAAGAGAACAGGGUUGUUCUCCGAAAGCCUUUCGAAUUAGUGUUGGUGAGGUCGCCUGGUCGGGUGGUCCUCGCUUUGCACAUAUUCCACGCACUGUACGAUGGAAGCAGCUUGCCUAUGCUAUUAGCCGCCGUCUUGAAAGAGUACCCAAACACUGGAAACGUUUCUUAUGGACCGCCGUUCCAAUCUGUUCUUCCCUUUGGGCCCCUUAGGAGAAACGAAGGUGCUCAAGGCUUUUGGACCAAAAAAUUUGCAGCAGCACACUACAGGCCAUUCCCAUCCCUAGCUGCAACGACACAGACGAAAGAUGUUGUAGUCACUAGAAAGCUAAAGGGGCUUGAACAUUACGAAACCAUCAGGCGGAAGCUUCAGGUUACGCAUCAAGCAAUUGCACAAGCUUGUUGGACAGCGGUCAUGCAGAUUCACGUCAAAAGUGCGGUCACGCUGGGCAUGGUGGUCUCUGGAAGAUCAAUCGACUCUGAGGGCGCGGAAAACACGAUCGGACCUUUAUUCAACACUAUUCCGUUCCACAUUCGGAUUGAAAGACCAGACACAUGGGCGACUCUAGUCACGAGAUGCCAUGAUUUCAACACCGCGGCUAUAGCAUUUCAGCAUACUCCAUUGAGGGACAUUAUGAAAUGGAACAAACGAACUUCGAAAGAACCCCUCUUUGAUACACUAUUCGUUUAUCAACGAGCUGAUGGGGAUAGCAGUACUUGGGCUCAUAACGACCUUUGGAAUUUGGUUGAUGAUGGCUCUACAGCCGACUAUCCGCUUGCUUUUGAGGUGGAUCAGAGUCAAGACGGGUCUUUGAAACUUACAAUAGUUGCCCAAGGCCAUGUCCUCGACCACUCGAGUUCCUCCAAGUUGCUUGAUGAGUUUGAAACUACCCUGAGCUCGCUUCUUAAAGAUGCGGAGUCCUUAGUAGCAGGUACUUGUGGCGACAUCUUCGACUCUUCCGACACUGCUCUCUAUCCACUCCCGACCGAUAAGUCUCCGGAUCCAUCUUCAAAUCCGAAUACAGAUUAUGACUGGGGACCACAAGCGUCCACAAUUCGAGCCGAGAUAGCAACGCUGGCUGGCAUCGAUACGGCUGAAAUCAACGAGCGGACUUCGAUCUUCGAACUGGGACUCGAUAGUAUUGAUGCUAUCAAGCUAUCCUCCAGGCUGAAAAGGCGUCAAAUAGACAUUCCAGUCAGUUCGAUCAUGCGAAAUCUAACAAUCUCGAAGAUUACACAACAAAUUACAAGCGAGCCGAGCAAUGAGGCCUCAGUACAUCCAGAUGACAUACAACGUCAACUGCGAACACUGGACGAGAUCUUCCGGAAGAGCAGCCACGGGCAACAAGCAGUCGACCAUGUGCUUCCGGUGACUCCAUUGCAAGAAGGUAUGGUCGCGGAAAUGAUAUCUUCCGACUUUACCAGGUAUUUCAAUCACGAUACUCUGAAGUUAGGCGGCAAUGUCGACAUCUUGAAGCUCCGAGAUGCUUGGAACAACGUCUAUCAACAAUCUCCAAUUCUUCGAACCUCAUUCAUGGAGAUAGACGACCCAGCUUUAGAUUUUUCGUUCGCUCAGAUCGCCUCACGAUCUCCUGCACUGCCUUGGAAUGAGAUUGAACUCGGGAACGAAGAUCAAAUAACGCAGCUCAUAGAUGACAUUCGGAAAACAGCUGCUCGCUCGAAACCUACGAAUCUUUUCCAAAUCCAUUUCGUAAAGUGCCCAGGGGCCUCUUACCUUAUCUUAUCUCUCGCGCAUGCAUUAUACGAUGGAUGGUCGCUCACCCUCUUGCAUGAAGAUGUUCGAAGGGCGUAUUUCGGUCUAUACAAAAGCCGACCCUCAUAUCAUAAGGUUCUGGAACAGACUUUGAAUGCGUCGGGUCCUGAGGCAAACACAUUUUGGCAAAACUAUCUCUCUGGUGCCGAGUCGAUAACGUUCCCACGAAAUAGGUCCCCGGAAAGCCAAUCGGAUCAGCAGCACCGACUAGAACGCGUGAGCGAGAUUCCACUUUCUCAGUUGAUGUCCUUCAGCAAGAAGUACGGAAUGACUCUGCAGACAAUCGGACAGACCGUCUGGUCAUUAAUUCUUGCCUCAUAUCUACACACUCUCGAAGUAGUCUUCGGGUCCAUCUUAUCGGGGAGGGACAGCGAGCUGACGACGAACGUCAUGUUUCCAACGAUGAAUACCGUCGCCAUUCGCGUGUUUCUCCAUGGAAGUCGACUUGAGCUGCUUCGGGAUGUGCAAGACAACUUUGCGCGUAUUCGACAAUACCAACAUUUCCCCUUGCGCAUCGCUCAAAGGUUUGCUGCUUCGCCAGGGAAAGCCGUUUUGGACACUCUCUUCAUUUACCAAAGGAGCCCCGAAGCCUCCCUAGACACGCAGGAGCCGCUGUACGAAUCAGUUGGCGGUUUAUCUGAUGUCGAAUAUCCAGUUUGUACCGAGAUGGAGAUCGUGGAGAAUCAUCUGAUUUGGCGCUGCGCUACCCACGAUGCAGCUCUUGACCAAGAGGGUACUGCGGAGUUGAUCGACCGGUUUGAUAUGGUAUUGAAGAAUAUUAUGGAACAUCCUGACGGGCCGGUUAUCAACAUCAAGAGUAACGAGACUAGCAUCUGCGGGCUACCACCGUACGAAGACCAAGCAGAAUCGCCCAGCAUGCCUCAUCAUCCAGAAGAUGAAAAACCAUCAGACAUCACGUCUUCCGCAUGGUCCCCCACCGAGUUGAGUAUUCGCGACGUGCUCUCAGCGGUGUCGAAGAUACCUAAAGACGAGGUCUCGAAAUUCAUAACCAUGUUCCAUCUCGGUCUCGACUCAAUCAGUGCCAUCAAAGUGUCUUCUCUUCUCCGGAAACGAUCUGUGAAUUUGAGUGUAGGCGACAUGCUUCGGGCAGCCACAGUGGAGAAAAUGGCACAACUAGCCGAUCAAGGGAAGCCGGAUGCACCAUUAUCAACCUCCGACACGGAAGCUCUAAUUUCUGCGUCCUUGGAAAAGCAAAACAUACCUGCACUACUAUCUCAAGCUGGCGUCUCUUCUGAUAGCUUCGAAAAGAUCCUCCCCGCUUCGGCUGGGCAGAUAUACAUGCUCUGUAACUGGGUGAACACCCGCGGUACGCUGUUUUAUCCGGAGUUUCAAUAUCGCACUUUACCGUCCCUCAAAAUAGAUAUCCUACGUCGAGCAUGGGAUGAACUGGUCGCUCGUAAUCCUCUGCUCCGUACUUGCUUCUUUGCCACAAGAGAUCCGGAGACUCCAUUCCUACAAGGCGUACUCCGAAACGUGACCAAUUCAUUCCACGAUGUCUCCAACAUUGAAGAAGCUAGAAGGACCCGCUUUAUCGAAGAAAACAGCACCCGUCAGCCUUAUGUGUUUCUCUUCGCUCGGCAAUCUGCGAGCCACUGGCUUCUAACUCUCAAAAUCCACCAUGCUCUGUACGACGGGGUGAGCCUACCGAUAUUGAUACACCAGCUUCAGGACCUUUGCAAUAGCUUUGCAGCGCAGGUUCCCCAGAUUUCCGCAUUCACAAAAGCACUGGCUAUCAAUUCGACCAAGGAUGCUCGCGAGACACGUCGGUCCUUUUGGACUUCGUAUCUGGAAGGCGCCUCGUAUAGACAUCUCGCGCAACCCAGUAGCGCAGUCUCGUCUCGAGUAGAGGUCUUCAAUCCCAGCGUAAUCGAGGACGUCGGAGCCUUAGAGAGCGUGUCUAGGCAAAGUGGGCUUAGCAUCCAAUCACUAUUCUUGGCGGCAUAUGGCAGGUUGUAUUCAGCUCUUCUCCCUAUCGCUUCAGACCUCAAGGACGAAGACGUCGUGAUUGGAAUUUACCUCGCAAAUCGAUCGCAUGCAAUCGAAGGCCUCUCCGAUGUCGCCGCGCCGAUAGUGAACCUGGUGCCUCUACGGAUCAAGACGCCACAGUCCACAAGUCUUCAGGACUCUGCCGCGCAGAUACAGCGUGAUCUUCAAGAUAUCGGUAGCUUAGAGAAUUCAGCGGUGGCGCUGUGGGAGAUUUCGACGUGGACUGGAGUUAAGAUUGAUACCUUUCUCAACUUUCUAAAGUUGCCUAAGGCGGACACCGAAUCUAUCAAACAAACUCUGGAGAUUCAAGAAGCCAAUGGAGGGGAGGAAGCGUGGAGUAGGACGGUAGACCAAGCGGGGAUGGAGAAGGAGUUCGUCGCCGCAACAGAAAUCCAAGACAAUAUGGUCAGGGAAUCGUACUUGCACACGAUUGAUGUAGAAGCUACGAUUAAGAAUGGCUCGUUGGAUGUGGGCGUGUUUUGUCCGGUAGAGAUGUUGGGUCUAGAGAGUGCAGAGAAAUUGAUUUUAGACCUGAAGAGAGAGCUCACGAGUUUCCUUUCGUAAUUGUUUUUGCUAGCGUUUGUAUGGAGUUAAGCUAUGUCUGUACUAGAGCGAGCACUUUGUGUUGCAUUGCCUUAGACCGUCUUUAUUUGUUCCGUUAGUAAAACUUUCCCCUCGUCGAAAAUAUGCUCGAAUAGUAGUAUAAU